AUGGCAAACAACAACAUUUUCAAAGUUUGGACGGUCGAUCGAAUACAUAAGACGAUGGUUCUCAUACACGAAAAGGAUGGUGUAUUGGAAAAGUUGAUCACAAAAGCUUCUCAAAAACUCCACAUUGAGGGAGAUCAACUGGUCCUCGAGUCUGAUGGUACCCCUUUGGAUGAAGAUGAAAUUGUCAUCCAUCUCAGCAAGGAAACAUUCAUAUUGUUACAAAAGGGCGAAAAAUGGGUAUCUCAAUAUAAUGUGUUACAAUCAGAUAGCUCAUGUGUCAGUACAAGCUCUAAGGCUAGUUCUUCGGAUUUUUUCAUCCCUAUAAGUGAUGAUACCCUCAUAGCAAAUUUGGAAAACGAAGAUCUCCUCGGCAACGCAAUGGUGACUGAGACCAAUAUGGAAGAAGUAUGGUCGAAUUUCAAAAUUCCUUGGCAUAAGCUUCCGCUGGACGUCAUUAAACACUGUCAAGACGGAAAACGUGAGAAACAAUACAUCACUCAAAUCAUUCACACCAUUGUUCAUGAAAUGCGACAAAUAAAAACAAGAAUACCUAUGAAAGCAUACAAAUAUGCAGCAAAACAAUUAGUUGAGAAAUAUCCCCAAACAUUCAAAGAUAUUGAUAGUGAUGGCGUUGUCAUAGGGGAUGGUACCCACUCCGCCAUCUCAAAAAUGUCUGACAGAAAUCAUUACCUUAACAGACCUCAUAAGAGGAGCAGGCAGUCUCAUGGUGUGAUCAACCCCAGUUUAAGAAAAAAACAGAUAAAUUCAGUUGCAGGCUGUUCCAAUUGGGCCCCCCCUGUCGGAGGAAUCGAAGGAGGAAUCGAAGAGAGCAAAAAAGAUAAAUUAAAUUCAUUGAAUGUAGAAAACGAGGAAUUCUACAACCUCUUGGAAGAAAAUUAUUCAGCAAUAAGACAAUUUGUGAAUAAUAUCGAAUCUCCCCCAACGGUGAAUGAUGUCAAAAGUAAUUGGCCCGUUCUUUUCAGAAAAAGUGCCGUACUAUGGCAUUUUAAAAAACUCACAGGAGUCGAUUUGAUCCUUGUGAAGGACAAAAUGGAAUCUAUGGCAGAAAAAAUUGUGGACUAUGCUGUAUCGAAAAAAAUUUUAAGUGCUGCUAAUCCAGGCAAAUCUAUAGAAGAAAUGUUGACGUUUUAUGCUAAGCAUUUUAAGGAGGACUUGAGUUUGAUUUCUCUCAAAAUUCAGGAUUCAGACAGGGAGGUAUCAUCGGCGAUGAUUGGUAUCAUGGAGCCAUGCGUGGUAGAAUAUGAUAACGACCACCGAUACGAGGUCUUCAUGGAGAAGCAAUAUGUGUUCACGACCCAUGAAUUCAGGGAGGCAUUCAUUUUCAUGUUUGCCCUAUAUUUCAUAUUCAAUUUAGAAUAUCCAAAAAAAAUUGGUGCAACUCUGGAAAUGUUCCAAAGGAUGCACUGUAAGAUUCACCCAGAUUCUGGGAGCAAGUCGAGCAGUACGAAGAAAAAAGUUUUAGGCCUCAUGAACAGAUUGAAACAAGUUGUUUGA
Coccinella septempunctata (seven-spotted ladybird) is the source of this 1515-nucleotide messenger RNA. RefSeq lists its product as uncharacterized. Gene Ontology annotation, biological process: apoptotic process. The record is from RefSeq and is a predicted model, not a curated record. Bases 1 to 1515 code for a protein of 504 amino acids. The transcript is spliced from 4 exons. Lineage: Eukaryota; Metazoa; Arthropoda; Insecta; Coleoptera; Coccinellidae.